Messenger RNA from Setaria italica (foxtail millet), 1252 nucleotides. RefSeq lists its product as uncharacterized. The coding region runs from base 169 to 747 and encodes 192 amino acids. The record is from RefSeq and is a predicted model, not a curated record. Lineage: Eukaryota; Viridiplantae; Streptophyta; Magnoliopsida; Poales; Poaceae. The transcript has a single exon.
CCCAACUCGGCGACGCUGCGCAAAACACCUCGCUUUUUGUACUCUUCCGUCUUUGCCCUCGCGCUAUCGCCUCCGGUGCAUUGCUCGGCCGGCGUGUACUUGUACACCCAGCGAGGGAGGGAGGAGGGAAAUACAAAGAAAGAAAAGCAAGUCUUCCUUCGUUCGUUCAUGGAGAGCUCUUCUCAUAAGCGGGCGCGGGAGGCGGCGGCGGACCUCUCCGCCGGCGAGGGCGGCGCGCUGCCGGAGGCCGACGCCAAGAGGCUGCGGCCCGAGGACCUGCUCGACAUGCUCGACGAUGACACCGACGCGGCAACCGCCGGCGACCUGGCGUCCGUCAUGCGAAGCCUCGAGGAGGAGAUAGCCAGCUUCGACGAGGCCGGAGCCACCGCCGCCGCUGCGCCGCCGGCGCACCACCAGCAGCAGCCGGAGCUCGGGUUCCUGCUCGAGGCCUCGGACGACGAGCUCGGGCUCCCGCCGGCGGGGGCCUCCUCUUCGUCGGAGGACGCCGGCGGCGCGGCCGGGGAGGAGCCGGACGUGGCCGCCGGGCUCGACGGCCAGAUCUGGGGGUUCGAGGACGAGAUAGACGGAGGCUUCGGCGGCUACUCGCCGGAGGCGGCCGCCGCGGCCGCCGCGGCGGCGGCGUGGGACGACGACGGCUUCGACGCCGGCCUAUUCGCGUUCGGCGACGACGCUUGCGGGCCCUCGGAUCUCGCGGCCCUGCGCCACGAGACCAUGCCGGCCGUCUGAUGACGGGCCCCGGCCGGCCGGCUGACCGGCCCGCCAGUGGAUUAGCGUUUUUUCUUUUUCUUGCUCUUUUAUUUUUACCCUUGGCUAACCUUAGCUGGUACUACCCUUUUUUUUAACCUUGGUGUAAAGUUUUUAGAAGGGUAAAAACAGAGGCGUGGGAACUUGGGGGAAGGUUCCGACUUCCGACCGGGGGAAAAGAAUCUGAAAAUGGUUUCCCUUUUUGCCCUUGGGAUUUAUUUCUCGCCUAUUAUAUAGCAUGAAAAAAAGAAGAAAUAAGCUAGCGAGCAAGUAAAAUACAGCAGUGAAGUCAAAACAAAGAUGCGGCCACGUUGGUUGCGUGGAUGGAGGUUAAUACAAUGACAUGUGGCUGCUGCAAGGGUGCUGACCUACUGACGUGACAGACCGAAAUCUUAGAAAAAAAGAUCUGCGAUGAAUUGUGGACUGAAAAAUUAAUGGCCAUUGUUUUUCAUCAGACAAAAAAAUAAUGGAUGGGAAUACUCGUAAA